This is a messenger RNA of Oppia nitens, 915 nucleotides long. Its product is annotated as oxysterols receptor LXR-alpha-like. Lineage: Eukaryota; Metazoa; Arthropoda; Arachnida; Sarcoptiformes; Oppiidae. Gene Ontology annotation, molecular function: nuclear receptor activity; RNA polymerase II cis-regulatory region sequence-specific DNA binding. The record is from RefSeq and is a predicted model, not a curated record. Bases 34 to 915 code for a protein of 293 amino acids. The transcript has 5 exons. Gene Ontology annotation, biological process: negative regulation of transcription by RNA polymerase II; cell differentiation; positive regulation of transcription by RNA polymerase II.
UGUAUUAAAUGUCGAUUUGAUAAGUGUAUCAAAAUGGGAAUGAAAAAGCAAUUAGUAAAUAUUAAAAAAGUAAAAUAUUUGAAUGAAAAUAUUUCGUCAACAAUAGUCAAUUCAGGCAAACAAUUAUCUGAUCGAUUAAUGACACAACAAUUACCACAAGUAUUGAUUAGUAAACAAAUUGAAGAUUACAGUCCACUAAACGAUAUGGAAAGACAUCGGCUCCGGGAGCUAUUUGACUCAACCCAAGUGUUUGCAUAUUUAUUUAGUCGUAAUCAUAAACAUAUUGUUCAUAUACCAGACGGAUCAGUACAUCAGCGCAUGGAUCAGGUAUACGGUAGACGGGGUGACAGAAACAUUCAACAUGUGAUAACAAUGUGUCGAUCGUUGUCGACAUUCAACUACUUGAUCCAAAGCGAUCAGUUGGCAAUCGUUAAGUACGGACACUCAGAUCUACUUAAUCUUAGAUUUUCAUAUAACUAUCACAUGAAUGCCGAGUGCUGUGAAAUAGCUGUCGACAAAAAUACAGUAUUACUAUUUCAUUAUAAUCUAAUGAAACCUAAUUCAGAAAGUGUAUAUACUGCCCGGAUCAAUUAUCAUCAUUAUUUUAAUCAAAUAUGGGAUCAAGAUUAUAUUAUUUUAUAUUUGUUAAUGGCCAUAACAAUUUUCAAUCCGAGUCGACCACAUAUUACACAUCAAUCAGUCAUUAGAUGUGAACGACAACUGUAUAUUCAUUUACUGCACCGGUAUCUUAAACUCAAGUAUCGUCGGGAAACUCAUACAAUGAUUGCACAGUAUAUGACAGCCCUAUCAUUGUUGAAGCAAAUGAAUGAUAUAUUUAUUGAAUAUUCACAUCAAUUAUAUGAUAAAUAUUAUGGACCACUAAUGAGAGAAAUUCGUGAUUUUAGUUUAAAGUAA